AUGGCGUCUUCUUCCACCACUUUCGCCAUCGCCACGCUCCUCUUCGCUGCUUUGUUCGCUCCUGCAAAAUCCGCAAACCAAAGCAGCCCGGGCUCAUUCUGCCCCACCGCGCUCUUCACCUUUGCAGAUUCUCUCAGCGAUGGUGGCAACCGCGACAUCGAAGGUGGCGGCAAGACUCUCUCGGGCAGCUACCCCUACGGCGUCACCCUCGAGUUCAAUGGCACCGAGUUCGUCAGCCUCGACUUCGCCUACGCUGGAGCCACGGUGCUCCAGGUCGAGAACCAGCCAUUCUCGAGCCCCCACAUCUUCUCGGCCCAGGUUGACGAUUUCGUGCGCCACCAGCAGACCGUGGUUGCGCGCAAUGGCCGCGAGCAGAGCGAGCCGUGGUACGAGAAUGCGCUCUUCUACGUCGAGAUUGGAGGAGACGACAUCAACUUCGCGCUGCCGCUGGGAACCGACACGGUGAUCAAUCACACCAUCCCGGCCGUGAUCCAGGGCAUCGCCACGCUUUACAACCACGGCGCUCGCCAUGUCCUGCUCUUCAAUAUGCCCCGCGCGGAUUGCUCGCCAAACUAUCUCCAGGCCUUCCAGCAGUACCCCGCCGGGACAUUCCACUACGACAACGAUGGUUGCAUUGUGGAGGUCGGCCAGCUUAUCUCCUACUUCAACUCCAACAUCCAGAGGCUGGCGACCGAGCUCGCGCAGAACUACACGGGCCUCAAUGUAUACUACUCCGACUGGUUCGCGGCAAACACGUACGUCAUGGAGAACAUGAACCAGUAUGGAUUCACGAACGCGCUCCAGUCGUGCUGCGGCGGCGGUGGCAAGUUCAACUGUAAUGGUGAUGGGCUAUGCGGCUGCGCUCCACUGAACGAGCCCAAUGUGACUUACACGGUUUGCAACGAUCCCAGCCAGUACUUCACCUUCGAUGGAAUCCACUACACGCAGCACUUCUACCAGAUCAUGUCCGACUUUAUCAUCGCCGGGCAGUACCUCACGCCGUCGGUGAAGCUUUGCAAGGCCGUCAAUGAGCCUGAAGGUCCUCUCUAA
This is a messenger RNA of Selaginella moellendorffii, 1050 nucleotides long. Its product is annotated as GDSL esterase/lipase At5g03980. The transcript has 2 exons. Lineage: Eukaryota; Viridiplantae; Streptophyta; Lycopodiopsida; Selaginellales; Selaginellaceae. The record is from RefSeq and is a predicted model, not a curated record. The coding region runs from base 1 to 1050 and encodes 349 amino acids. Gene Ontology annotation, molecular function: hydrolase activity, acting on ester bonds.